Molecule: messenger RNA, 366 nt
Organism: Aureobasidium uvarum
Lineage: Eukaryota; Fungi; Ascomycota; Dothideomycetes; Dothideales; Saccotheciaceae
Source: the annotation of a GenBank genome assembly
AUGACUUCCAUCCAAGAAGCCGAGAUGGCAGUGGCUUGGAACAGAGCCAAUGAGUACGAGAAAGCCCUCGUACGGUGUUUGUAUUCAGAAAACGACGACGCGGAUAUUAUAUUACUUGCAAAUACGAUUGAAGAUAUAGAUCCUGAUGGGGAUAUCGAGGAAGUCAGGGAACAAGUGCAUGAUUAUGUAUAUAAUCUCAAAGAGGAAGAAGGUGUGUCCAAGUGGUUUGAGAUAAGAAUGGAUGCUGGGUUUACCAUCUUGGGUAGUGGUGGUAUAUUUUUGCUGGGGGCUGUGGAGACUUUGAUAGAUCGCAAAGGAUUUGAUGAUGAGGGUGUAAUGCGCGGUCUUGUUGCUUCAAAAGACUAG